AUGGGAGAGGCAAUAUCAUCAACUGUAGUUUCAGGUUGGGCAUGGCUCCCGAGCGACCUUUUGUAUCUGAUCGUAGAGAAGUUGAUACCAAUCACUGACUACAUCCAGCUUGGUGCAGUUUGUAAGAAUUGGCAAUCAGUAGCUCGUCAUCAGAAGCAUCAGCGCCUCAAAUCAUGUCACAAGCAGCUUCCAAUGCUAAUGGUUCCCAGUAAACACAACUGCCACGAAAGGCAUGGCUUGUAUAGUGUCACAAAAGGAAAGACUUGCAGCUUUGAGUUGCAUGUGCCUUACAAUAAAAGGCUUUGCGGUUCUUCCAAUGGUUGGUUGGCUUGUGUGGAUGAAAAUUUGGAAGUAACCCUUUUAAACCCUUCCACCAAACGUACCAUUCGCCUUCCAACAUUUGCACAAGUCCCUCAACCCAUACACAAACAAGCUUAUAGAAGUGAUGACUAUAUUAAGAAGGUUGUAUUGUCUGCAGACCCUUCUUUGUUUCCAAAUGAUUACGAAGCUGUGGCACUUUUCGAUAGUAAUGGAACCAGAGUAGCUCAUAUUAAGUCAGGGGAUCAUGGUUGGACUCACAUAGAUCAAACAAUCAGAUUUUUUUAUGGUCUGAAUCAAGUGAUUGGAUUCGAUGAUGUGAUCUAUUACAGAGGCCAGUUUCUUGCUGCUAGUAGGGAGGGUGGGGUUUUUGCAAUAAACGUUAGCAAGGAUCCAACUUAUAAACCUCAUUGA
Molecule: messenger RNA, 732 nt
Organism: Prunus avium (sweet cherry)
Lineage: Eukaryota; Viridiplantae; Streptophyta; Magnoliopsida; Rosales; Rosaceae
Source: RefSeq, a predicted model, not a curated record